AGUCAGCAGCAAACUAUACUGUAUAGUGUCUAGUCAUUUAGUGAUAUUUCAAGAAUUAGGUGCAUUGGGAACUAGCCUAGUAAGAUGUUUUCCCCGAUGUUCGAUGGUCAGUAUCGUUCUAAACCACAAGUCUCUCUGAGAGGGGCCAGCAGGAAGGAGGAGCGAGAUAGUCUAUUAGCUCGUGUUGUUGAAGAGAGGGAGCUGAGGGAGAGCUCUCGACGGAGGCAACUGGCAGCACUCACCAUACAAGCCACCUACAGAGGACACACCGUCAGACAACAACUGUAUUCAGGACUACGUGAUGAGUUUGACGUGUCCCUGUCAUUAUGCUCCACCCCUGACCACGCCCUCUCACUAGCACGGCUUAUGAGUAUCUUCUACAACAGGAGGACAGACCACAACCGACUCGUUGGUCUCUGUCAGAAGUGGCUCCAGUUCAGCCAUGGCCUCGCUGCCACCUUCCCCUCCAACACACUCUGUGUUUAUCAUCUUCGACAGCUUCUCGUACACUGUACCGUCAGUUUGACCUCUGACCCCUCACAGAACAUAGCCAUCCCACUGAGAAUGAUUGAAACGUUCCUGUCACCAACUCUGUACCAACACACACCCCAAACUGUCUCUCAUCUCUUCUCACACCUCGUACAAAAUGGCGGCUAUUUCCGUUGUUUGAGAACACUCAUGGAACAUCGUGUGCCCCCUCCCGACGGCCCCGAGGACUAUGCACUUUCACCUUUGACCUCUAGUCUCAUGGAGUACAUAUCUCGUCCGUUUAAGACGGUAUUGGCCACGCCCCUUUACCUCCCCCUCGCACGAGAGCUGCUCUCUCCACCCCUCACACCUCACACAUGUCACAUUGUAACUCCACACCUCCUCACACUUAAACUCAAUCUGGGGCUAUUGAUUGAUACUCUAUUGACUGGUGUCACUACUGGACAAAUCUCUCCAUCUAUGGAAAUGCUCUAUGUGCUAUUAAAGCUAAUACACACUGGACUACAUACAAUCAACCAAACCUCGUUGGCCAAGUACUUGGAGCUCACGUCGUUGUUUCUAGGCCACGCUCCCUCUAGUCAUGUGACAUCACAUGGCGAGCUUGACGAAGAGUUUGAGAGUUCGGACGAAGAUGACCUUGACCCACUGGAAUCAGGGGAGGACCUGAGGAAGUGCUGUGUCAGCAUUAUCACUGAGGAUAGGCUAGCUAUCAGAAUCAAACAGGAAACUGAUGCAGCAAGUGCUGAGCUGGUCAGUUCUCUCUGCUCAUUCUGUUACCAGAUCAUUCGGAAUCAAAAGUCCACAUCACGGACACGCCUCUUUCAACAACUGUGUUUGAACUCUGACCUCUUGGCUCGUAUGUGGAGUGGUGUGAUCGGCCUCACAAUGUCUCGUAGCUUUGGUGACCCAGUGUCAUGUCUCCAGCAGCUGUCACGAGGGCAGCCCCUCCCCCCUCCACUAGGCUCCGCCCUCCUGGAACGCCUCUCCACCUUCUCCGCACUCUUCACUCUCUAUCUCUCCACACUGCACGAUGCCGAGUUCUACUCAGAGCUGGAGGAAGACCACACCCCAUUUGGACACACCCCCUUCACCCUUAGCCAAAUAUCUGCAAUGGUGUCCCCUCUGAGAGAUGUGUUUAUAACGCUGCAGCUGGAGAAACACAUACCCUUGUCGUAUCUAGGCAACAGGGCCGUCCAACCAUCUGUAGAGGAGUGGUCAGAGCUGAAGGGAUGUGUCCACGGUGUCUUGUGUGCUCUGUACGGGCGAGACUGUCGCCGUGCUUUCUGUCCCCCCGGCCACUGGGCUGUGCUACCAUCACUGCAACACAUACCACCAGAGCUCUUCCUAGACAAUGAAGAUGACGAAGAAGGGGGUGUGGUCCACGCCUCGCCCAGUGUGCUUAAACAAGCCGAGCUGCUCAAGAGCGCUCCAUUUGUGUUCCCAUUCAUUGAGAGAGUUCGUUUCUUCACCUCUUUAGUAGGUCAGGACCGAUCCUUCAGUCAGGGCAGACAUCAAGAGUUUCUAAUGGGGCCCAGCAUCAACUUUAAUGUCCGGAGGAGUCACAUCUAUGAGGAUGCUUUUGCAGAGCUGGCCCAAGGAAAAGAUUUGCGUAGCAGGUUUCGAGUGUCAUUUGUGAAUGCUCAAGGUCUUGACGAGCUCGGUAUAGACGGAGGGGGGCUGUUUAGGGAGUUCCUUAACGAGGUGUUGAAGACAGGGUUCGACCCAAACAGAGGUUACUUCUCAACUACACAGGACGGCCUACUGUACCCUAACCCCCAGGCCCCACUCAUCACACCAGACUUUGCCAUGCACUACGAGUUCCUUGGCUCCAUGUUGGGCAAAGCUCUGUAUGAGGGACUACUAGUAGAGCUGCCCUUUGCUGGCUUCUUCCUGUGUAAGCUGGCGGACAGGGGGCGUGGCACUAUUGGAGCACACCACCUGGCAUCAUUCGACGCUUAUUUGUACAGACACCUUCUCUCAUUGAAGCACUACCCUGGAGAUCUGGAGGAGCUGGAUCUCAACUUCACGCUCCUCUCUGACCAACUGGGUCACACCAAGGUUAUAGAGCUGAAGCCAGGUGGUGCUGACAUCUCUGUAACCAGGGCCAACUGUAUAGAGUACAUUCAUCUGGUCAGCCACUACAAACUCAACGUGCAAUUGGAUCGUCAGUUCCAGGCCUUCCGUCGUGGGUUGAGUAGCGUGGUUCCCCUCCACUGGCUGAGACUCUUCAGUCAGAAUGAGCUACAGGUGUUGAUAUCCGGAGCCAGAGUGCCUAUCAGUGUCGAGGAUCUCAGACAACACACUAUUUACUCUGGAGGGUAUACAGAGGACCACCCUGUCAUCAAGCUGUUCUGGGAGGUCGUGACCUCUUUUUCAGAGACAGAGAAACGUCAGUUGCUCAAGUUUGUGACGAGUUGCAGUCGACCUCCAUUGCUAGGGUUCAAGCAGCUGUCCCCCCCGCUAAACAUCAGCCCUGCCAUAGGGGAGGAGCGGCUGCCAUCGGCUUCUACUUGCAUGAACUUUCUCAAGUUGCCCCAGUUUCAAGAUGUCAACACACUCAGAAAUAAACUGUUGUAUGCUAUUCAAUCUGGAGCUGGUUUUGAACUGAGCUAAUAGACACUGCUGUGUAGCUUGUGUAAUCAUCACGUCUGUACAUAUAAUAGUUAAUUUAAUACUGGUGUACUUGCAUGCUAGCUUGUGCAUUAUUAUUUUAUGACAUUAUUUUAAGCUA
Halichondria panicea is the source of this 3220-nucleotide messenger RNA. Its product is annotated as ubiquitin-protein ligase E3C-like. Lineage: Eukaryota; Metazoa; Porifera; Demospongiae; Suberitida; Halichondriidae. The transcript has 13 exons. The record is from RefSeq and is a predicted model, not a curated record. Bases 85 to 3102 code for a protein of 1005 amino acids. Gene Ontology annotation, molecular function: ubiquitin protein ligase activity; protein binding. Gene Ontology annotation, biological process: ubiquitin-dependent protein catabolic process; protein polyubiquitination.